AAGAAACCGCAUCGCGAAUUCGAAGCUAUCGUCGAACGAAGCCGCGAACCCCCUUCUGGUGAAGCCCAUCCUCAAACCACCAACCCUCUCUUCCUCAGCGCCUCGUCUCUCUCUCUCCCUCCGCACACACACUCUGGUCAUCACCAUGCAGGCCAUCUCUCGCUCCGUUCUGCGCCCGGCUGCGCUUCGCCAGGUUACCAGUCGCGCCUACAGCUCCAGCAGCUCGCCCUACGCGCAGACCAUUGAGAACCUGCGUAUCAACGGCGAUACCAAGGUCAUCUUCCAGGGCUUCACUGGCAAGCAGGGAACCUUCCACGCUACGCAGGCCAUCGAGUACGGCACAAAGGUCGUCGGCGGAACCAACCCCAAGAAGGCCGGCCAGACGCACCUUGACCUCCCCGUGUUCAAGAAUGUGAGCGAGGCUGUCAAGGAGACUGGCGCCACCGCCACUGCUCUCUUCGUGCCCCCCCCGCUGGCCGCCGCCGGUAUCGAAGAGGCCCUCGAGGCCGAGAUCCCCCUCGCCGUGUGCAUCACCGAGGGCAUCCCCCAGCACGACAUGGUCCGCAUCACCUCGAUGCUCAAGUCGCAGAGUAAGACACGCCUCGUCGGCCCCAACUGCCCCGGCAUCAUCGCCCCGGGCCAGUGCAAGAUCGGCAUCAUGCCCGGCUUCAUCCACAAGCGCGGCCGCAUCGGCAUCGUCUCGCGCUCUGGCACCCUCACCUACGAGGCCGUCAACCAGACCACCCAGGCGGGUCUCGGCCAGUCCCUCGUCGUCGGCAUCGGCGGUGACCCCUUUAGCGGCACCAACUUUAUCGACUGCCUCAAGGUCUUCACCGAGGACCCCGAGACGGACGGCAUCAUCAUGAUUGGUGAGAUUGGUGGCUCGGCCGAGGAGGACGCCGCCGAGUUCCUCAAGCAGGCCAACACGGUCGGCCGCGGCAAGCCCGUCGUCAGCUUCAUCGCUGGUAUCUCGGCGCCCCCUGGUCGCCGCAUGGGUCACGCCGGUGCCAUUGUGGCCGGUGGCAAGGGUGGUGCCGACACCAAGAUCAAGGCGCUCGAGGACGCCGGCGUCAUUGUCGAGCGCUCGCCCGCCGGGCUGGGCAAGGCCCUGUACGACGAGUUUGUCCGCAGGGAUCUCUUGUAAGGGGCGAGGCGGAUGCAUGUAGUGUAAUGGCUUUGGGUCGCCGGUGUUGUUUCCUUGCGUCUGUUCCAAUAACCGUACGUCACGUAACUGAUAGAAUGGGAGCAUCAUGGGUUGGAUGUGAAUAUAAGUGAAACUUUACAAGUCCAUCA
Emericellopsis atlantica is the source of this 1293-nucleotide messenger RNA. RefSeq names its product succinyl-CoA synthetase-like protein. Gene Ontology annotation, cellular component: succinate-CoA ligase complex (ADP-forming); mitochondrion. Gene Ontology annotation, biological process: tricarboxylic acid cycle. Gene Ontology annotation, molecular function: succinate-CoA ligase (ADP-forming) activity; succinate-CoA ligase (GDP-forming) activity. The transcript has 4 exons. The coding region runs from base 146 to 1144 and encodes 332 amino acids. NCBI's taxonomy places the organism in Eukaryota, Fungi, Ascomycota, Sordariomycetes, Hypocreales, Bionectriaceae. The record is from RefSeq and is a predicted model, not a curated record.